Messenger RNA from Rhopilema esculentum, 6099 nucleotides. RefSeq names its product phosphatidylinositol 4-kinase alpha. Gene Ontology annotation, biological process: phosphatidylinositol phosphate biosynthetic process; phosphatidylinositol-mediated signaling. Gene Ontology annotation, cellular component: plasma membrane; cytoplasm. The record is from RefSeq and is a predicted model, not a curated record. NCBI's taxonomy places the organism in Eukaryota, Metazoa, Cnidaria, Scyphozoa, Rhizostomeae, Rhizostomatidae. Gene Ontology annotation, molecular function: 1-phosphatidylinositol 4-kinase activity.
AAAAUCAUUAAAAUCUGUAAACGCUUCGAAGGAGGAACAACAACUGUUCAAAAACAGAUCGAGAUGGAAGUGGCAAAGAAAAAUUGUCGCUACCAAAGCUUUUACCUGCUGGCUAACAGUUUGGCUUCUAUGAAAAAUGUUGAUACCAAUAAGCUGAACAGGUUAUACAACAUUUGCCCAGCACUACCAUCACACUUUACUGAGAUAUUUCAAGUUACGGCAAGAGACAGAGAUGCCAUCCUUGCAGUAUGUUGUUACCUCUGCAAAACCACUCUUGAACCUGACCAGCGAUUUUUGCAAUAUUUGCAAAAUGUUCUGAAGAAUCUCAGAGGAUGUAAAUGGCACUUUAAACCCAACUUAGACAGCAUGGAGGUGUUCCAUCAAAUUUUUACAUUUACUACAAAGGUUUCAAUGACAUUAUCAUACAUUGCUUGCAAAUAUCCAGAUUGUGCAUCUGAGAUUAUAAGUACUGAAACAACUAUUCUAAAAGAAUUACUUGAAGAAAUGGUUACAUUUCCCGAUGUCAGUGAAAGCAUGCAAGUUGCUUUCAUAAGAAAUCAUUCACCAAGCUAUUUUGGAAUGCUAAAUGGAUUUCUUUACACUGUGGGCUUGAAUGAGAUAUGUGAAUUUCUUCGAUGUGAUGGUAACCCAUUGAGCAGACAGUAUUUCCAUUAUGGGAAUGACACAACCAACAUAAUGGCUGUUUACCUAGAAGAGGACAAUCUAGUGAAAAUUUUUCAGUUGGCCAAGGAAAUAUGCAAAGAAAACCUCAUAACACAAAUUUCAAAUCGUGCAGUUGAACUUUCUGAGGAUGGAUUUAUAUCAGGAGACGAAAAGUCACAGUGGAAAUGUGUUGUGUUACUUAGCAUUUUAAACAUGUUGAGGCAUAUAGUUCAAAAGUGCAGUGAAAGAAUUUCAAAGAGUUUACAGCAGCAAAUUAAUGUUUGGUCGAGAGAAAUGUUUAUGAUAUGCAAAACGAUGUUGCACAAGCUUCCAGCCUCGGAACGUGCAUUGUUGCUUGAUACAGUGGUGCAUACUGUCGUAUGUUGUGUUGAUCUUAUUGUCACAACAACAGGCGAUGACAAUGGGGCUGACGAAACUUGCAGAUUAGUCAAAGACCAUCUUCUGUCUGCUAAAGAUGAACCUAACUACAUGCUACACUUAAUUCCGCUUAUCAGAUGUUGCCUAGACAGUGUUGGAACUUUAGCCGAAAAAUUUCCCUAUUCUUCUAGUUAUGUCCUUGAAACGCUGCGAAACUUCAUCCUGAAGCCAGCCUUGGUGCUGCGAUUGUUAUCACAAGGAAAGAAAGGGAAACCUGGUGAUGCUGCACCAGUUAUCAUAAGGGUCCAGCAGGAUGACACAGAAAAAGGCAAUGAUGCAGUUACACAAAGUGAACAAUUGGUGAUAUAUGCGUUGAAAAAUGCCGUCAGAGCAUUAAAAGCUGGCUUUGAAGUAGACAGCAGCGGCGUUGAAGCUUUUAUUGCGUCCGUGGCCAAUCGCCUGUACUCAAGUGAUCGAGAGGACACCGCAUCGAAUCUGCGCCAAGUCAACGCCAUCAUUUCUCUUGGGUACGUUGCCAUUGAACUGAGAGACGUCGAGGGUAUUCUGGAAUCAGUCUUGUCAAUUUUCCAGCAAAAAUUCUGCAGGCCUCCUUCACAGCUUGAUGCGAAGAUAAUCGAUCAGUUUGCGUCCCUAAUCUUGACUGGGCAUGAGAGAUGCUUUCAACCGAUCAUGAACAUCUUGAUCAAAGUGGCUGUAGAGUCAAGCACAAAGUCGUACGCAGACGGAAACAAGGAACAAGCCCCACACUCAUACCGACAUUGCUCGUUGGCAGUAAUGAAAGCCCUCGAGAGAAUAGCCAACGAUGUUUCCAAGACUGGUUUUCAAAGGGAGUUUCUACUUCACAUGUUGGAAAUGUUUGUACAAAUGGGACUGCAAAUUCGACAGCUGAGUGAAAAGGGACAUCGGAAGGCAUCAUCAAUUGCUGGUAAUCUUGGCGUACUCAUCCCAAUAAUUGCUACUCAUAUGAAGAACCUUGAGCUGAUAGUCGAUCCAACCCCAAGAGAACUCAAACUGUUCAGAGAUUUCUGGCUCUAUGUCGUGCUAAUGGGCUUUGGUGUUGAUGGGUCCAGUAUUUGGCCCCGUGAAUGGUAUGACGGAACUUGUCAAAUCGCUGGAAAAGCGCCUGCUCUUCUAGGGGUAGGCCAUCUGAGAUCUGAGUUGCAGUACAAUUUGGCACUUAAAAAUGACCACAUAGCACCUGGCGAGCUACUGGAGAUUCGACAGUCACUGCUAGACUCCCUUGGCAACAAUCCAGAAGUGACUCCACUUAUCAAUAAACUCGAUUUUGCUCAGUGCGCAUUUCUUUGUUGCGUCUAUCAGCUAGAAACCUUGCGAAUCACUUCAAACACUUGGCGUGUGCAAUUGUUUUUUCAAUAUCUAGAAGACAAAGCUGUUCAGAGGGACAAAAUGGACAUAUGGAGAUGUAUUCGUCAGAUCGGAGACUUGGUAUUCAAGCGGUUCUUAGAACUGAUAUCGAAACGAGACUGUAGUCGCAAGCGAGACGAGGAACUUGAAGCUCACACUCAAUUCUUAUUGGUUAAGUUCAAUCACGAGAACGGGUCGAUCAGAAGGGUUGCCGAUAGAUUUUUGUCUGAUAUGGUAGAUAGGUUUCCUUAUCUACUCUGGAAUGAAACUGUGAUAAAAACAAUGCUUGAUUUACUGCACGUGCUGGACAAAGAGACAAGAAAGAUGGGAUCUGUCUUGGUCUCGUCUUCAAUUUCUGUCCCGAGAACGAGUUACACAUUAAAUGUUUCACCAGACCCCGACAAACGAAAGCAAACUGUGCAAGAUUUCGCCAACAGAUGCAAUGGUAUUCUUCAAGAAGCGCUGAAAUGGGCUCCUGGGGUGACAAGGUCUCUACUUCAUCAAUAUUUGGUAGAACAAACGUGUAUGCUGGGAUCGAGGCAUUACGGAAUCGAGAUUGCCACUGAAAAUGUAACAGCAUUUGAAAGGCAGCAAGGUAUGAGUGAUUCGACGAGCACUGUCCCCCUGACCGGUCGCACUGCACCACAAAUAGUUGCUGACAAUAGAGCCGAAUCGGCAAGCUUCAUUGCUGGGCUGAAAUGUAAAAGCCAAUUUGCUGGGCAGAUUGAUGGCCUACACCAUUUUAAAAAUGGAUACACCUCCUCCAAUGAUAUAUCGAUAUCACAGGCAUUAACAGAGCAAUUAUCAGCGAUUAAAGAAGUCAAUGAAGAUUUUGUAUCCACUAUGUACAGAAGUUGUGCGUUCUUGGCUUCUAGCAAGGGCAACGAAAGAAUGCUUACAGAGCAGGUCUGCUUUUGUCCUGUCAGAAUAUUUACUCGAAAGUCUCUCGAAAUUGCAAUUUCAUGUUGGGAAUGGCUGCUUGUCGCGAGGAAAGACUUAGAGGAUGAGAUACAAAGCUAUAUCCAUGCGGCCUGGCUGUGGACCGUUGACGGUCGCCUCGGGAUGUUCUCACCAGACACCGAAGAAAUAAACCCAUUGGCGAUUUCCGAGAAUUCAGAGUUGUCAAACUCAGCUCCAAACGUGGCACCUCACGAUAUCUGGCUUGAUUUCUUGAUCAAUAGGUUCAAGACAGUAAAAUAUUACAACAAAUCCCAGGUGGAAAUGUUUGCAGUUUUGGUUAAUCGUUCGUUAAGCAGUCACGUGGGCAAAAGGAGCAUCAUAGCACACCACGUGCAAUGUUUGCGACCUCGAUUUCAAUUGCUGCAUCUUGGCCUAUUGCUCCUGCAAGGGUCCAUUUUGAGCCAACCAAUUCUUAGAAAUGUUCUACGUGAAAAGGCGUACCACACAGCUCUCGAUUUUUUCAGUCGACCUCCAACUUGGCCUGUGCCUGACAUCGAUGACAUCCACAAGACUCUUGCAUGCUUGAUCGAAUUCUGGCAUACUUUGAUCGUGGACAAAAAACACAUGCGCAGCUUCGCUAUCUCUGCUUCGUUGGAAUCAGUGCAAGAAAUUCAAGAUUCAGUUUCCCUGAAUACACCCCUAUACCAAUAUCGGUUGCAACCAGAUACGUUGCAGGGUUGGCUUAAUACCGUGCCAUUAUCAAGCAGUGCUUCGCGCAAGUCUCCCAACAUACCCAGCUCAAUAAAAAGAGACGCGGGUGACGCGAUUACCCGCGAGCACAUGAAAAAACGCGCUUUGAUUCUGCCACUUGUUAAAAGGGAGAUCGAGCGGCUGUCGGCAUGGAGAAAUCCCAAAGGAAUCGCAGAUCUGCGUGUGCGAGGCGAGGAAUCAAUUGCCGCGAUUGGGAAUCAGCUAGUACCAACCGAAAAGAUGUGGAGAGAGAGUGUUAGGUUGGCAUGGAAACUCUGCCCUCGAUUGUGCGUCAAUUUAGCAUCGAGGUUUCGGGAAAAUCUUGUUAUAUCCAAAGAACUUCAGCGACUCGUCGUAUCCGAUCCCGCGUCGGUUUGUGAUGUGCCCGAGGCUCUGUCUAUCUUUACGUCAGAGGAAUCAUCUAACAAGGAAUCACCCGCGAUGGUCAAUGUUUUGAUAUGGGCACACGUGCCACCGGUGUCUGCUCUGGCCUACUUCUCCCAGCAGUUUCACCAGAACUUCUAUACCGCACAAUAUGCUGUGAAUGUUCUUCGCUCAUACCCACCUGACGUUAUACUGCUCUAUGUACCACAACUUGUGCAAGCAAUUCGAUAUGACAGUUUUGGCUUCAUUGAAGAUUAUAUUUUGUGGUGUUGCAAGAGCUCACAGCUGUUAGCUCAUCAGGUAAUCUGGAAUAUGAAAUCAAAUGUUUACGUCGACGAAGACUGUCUACAGAAAGAUGUUAACAUUGGAGAAAAACUCGAAAAACUUAUUGAAAAGAUGACCAAAGAAUUUACUGGCCAUGCUAUGAAUUUCUACGAUAGAGAAUUUGCUUUCUUCGACAAAGUCACCCAGAUAUCAGGGAAAAUCAGGCCAUACCCAAAGGCAGAGCGUAAACGGUACUGCCAGCAAUUGCUGAAAGAAAUCCAAGUCGACAGGGGUGUUUAUCUACCGAGUAACCCGAAGUCUGUUGUCCUCGAUAUUGACUAUAAUUCUGGCAUACCCAUGCAAAGUGCUGCAAAGGCCCCGUUUCUUGCUCGAUUCAAAGUCAGGGACUGUGGUUUUAAACAACUGGAAACUCUGAAUGCUCAGCAAACCGACACUGAUAAUGAGAUGGUAGUUGACCACCUUGGCCCUGAGAAGUGGCUCGGGUGCAUCUUCAAAGUUGGCGAUGACGUCCGUCAGGACAUGUUGGCAUUGCAAGUUAUUCAGCUAUUCAAGAAUAUCUUCGAUCAAGUUGGGAUUGACGUUUACUUGAUGCCAUACAGAGUGGUCGCAACUGCGCCUGGGUGCGGCGUCAUUGAGUGUGUACCCAAUGCGAAAUCACGUGACCAAUUGGGAAGACAAGCAGAAGUCAAUCUGUACGAAUAUUUUGUCAAUACGUUCGGAGAUGAAGGGAGAGUGGAAUUUCAAGAGGCAAGAAGUAAUUUCAUCAAAAGCAUGGCAGCGUAUUCUGUUGUAAGUUACAUCCUGCAAAUCAAAGAUCGUCAUAACGGGAACAUAAUGAUCAACGACUCGGGAUAUAUCAUACAUAUAGAUUUUGGAUUCAUGUUCGAAUCGUCUCCCGGGGGCAAUAUGGGAUUCGAACCUGACAUGAAAUUAACAUACGACUGGGUCGUUCUAAUGGGCUCGGAGGUCGAUUCAUAUUCUUUCAGGUGGUUUAUGGAACUGUGCGUUCGGGCAUACUUAGCUGUAAGGACAUAUACCGAGGAAAUAAUAUCACUGGUCAGUUUGAUGUUAGACACGGGACUGCCGUGUUUCCGAGGCGAAUCGUUAAAGAGGCUAAGGAUGCGUUUUGCCCCCCAGUUGACAGAGCGGGAUGCUGCAGUGAAUAUGCUGAAAAUUAUCGAGAAUUCACACAUGAGCAAAAGAGCUCAAAUCUACGAUUAUAUUCAACUGGUGCAGAAUCAAAUACCAUGCUGAAGAAUAAAAAACAGAUAGAUAUAGUAUAGAAUUUGGUUAAUUUAACAGUCAUUUGUAUAUAUCAUUGUGAAUUGAAUAUCAAUUAAAUUGAAAGAGGGA